AUGCAACCACCUCCACAAAAAUCCAACUUUGAGUUAAUGCUUGAGAACUUCGUUACCACAACGAACAACAACAUCCAACAACUACAAGCUAGGAAUAAGCUCAUGGAAAAUCAAAUAAGUCAACUUGCUCAUCAAGUUGGCCAAUCUGUGAAGACUCCGGGCGCUUUUCUAGGUCAAACUGAGAAACCACCGAAGGGGCAUAUGAAUGCUGUGACUUUGAGGAGUGGAAAGCAGUUGGAAUAUCCUCCCACGAGGGAGCCAUCCAAGGAGGUUAUGGAUGAGGUAGUCCCAAAAGAUAAGGUGGUCGAUGGUACUACGAUUGAGGAAGAGCCAAAGGAAUCAACUCCACCACCACUUAUUCCAUGCAAUAUCCGAGAUGCCAUAUCAUCUUAUGCAAAAUUUUUGAAGGAUAUGCUCUCUAACAAGAAGAAGCUAGAGGAUAAUGCUAUUGUUGUGUUGAAUGCAGAGUUGAAGCUUGGGGAUAUAGAUAUCAACAAGGCAUUAUGUGAUCUUGGUGCAAGUGUGAGUCUCAUGCCGCUCUCUAUUUGCAAGAAACUUCAAAUGGGUGAAUUAAAGCCUACGCGCAUGUCUCUACUACUUCCGGAUAGGUCGGUGAAGUUUCCCUUGGGUAUACUUGAAGAUUUUCCUCUUCGUGUGGGAAAAUUCUUUAUCCCAUGUGAUUUUGUUGUGAUAGAAAUGGAGGAGGAUGCACAUGUCCCUAUUAUACUUGGUAGACCAUUCUUAGCCACUGCAGGUGCAAUCAUUGAUAUGAUGAAUGGAAGAAUCACUUUUGAGGUGGGAGACUAG
Chenopodium quinoa (quinoa) is the source of this 807-nucleotide messenger RNA. RefSeq lists its product as uncharacterized. Bases 1 to 807 code for a protein of 268 amino acids. The record is from RefSeq and is a predicted model, not a curated record. NCBI's taxonomy places the organism in Eukaryota, Viridiplantae, Streptophyta, Magnoliopsida, Caryophyllales, Amaranthaceae. The transcript has 3 exons.